Messenger RNA from Daucus carota subsp. sativus, 756 nucleotides. RefSeq lists its product as uncharacterized. NCBI's taxonomy places the organism in Eukaryota, Viridiplantae, Streptophyta, Magnoliopsida, Apiales, Apiaceae. The record is from RefSeq and is a predicted model, not a curated record. The transcript is spliced from 3 exons. Bases 72 to 560 code for a protein of 162 amino acids.
AAAUAGGACACACUACAUGAAAGUUUACCACAAGGCACAGAAUUCCAAAUACUUACAUAUUUAGUUAUAAGAUGGCUCAAGUAGCAAGGACUGAUGCGGCACAGGCUAUGAAAAUGGGAAAAGAACUCCCUCAUGUUGCUGGCUCAGAGGGGAAGACGCAAGUUGUGCCUUCUAAGGAGCUCCAUUACGCAGACCUUCAAGCAUGGAAAUUCAAUGAUGACACUGCUGAAUUUCUGGGAGGAAGCGAUCCCACAGUCGACGGAACUUACAGUGUGAAAAAUCUUGAAUUGGGAAAGAUGUACGAGGUGUCUUUUUAUAUGUCCAUAAAAAACCUUCCAGUGUCAAAUCAAGUGACACUUACCUUGGAGCUUCCGGGCGGGAAGAAAGAAGAGAAGACAGAAAAAAUUGUAGUAGUUCCACUUGUCUGGGAAGAAGUAUCUGUUGGGAAUUUCCUGAACGUGUAUCCAAGAGGAGACAUCAAAUUCAAAUUCUCUGGUGUUUCUGGUGAUACCUGGAAGGGUCUGCUCCUCAAGGGCGUCCACAUUACCUCUUCCUCCUAAUUGAACCACCGACAAAAAUAAAUACUCUGCUUAACAACUGCGAAUCAAAUUCUAUGUUUAGAUGGUUGUUAGGUAGUUGAUUAACAUAUGCAUGGAACUUAUGUAAUAAAACGACUACUACUGGCCGGUAGGCGGUAGCUGCCUAGCUUGUUGUACUAUCAAGUUGAUUAAUGGGCAAAAUCAUCACUACAACUUA